CUCGCGAGACAACGCGCGAUCAUUAAACUCCGCCUUAAAGUCCGACGAAACUGUUUGAUUGGUCAACCUGCGCACGUGUUUAUAGCUAUUUUAGCAACGCUUAGAACGAAGAUGGAUUAAAACAACGCUAUGUGGAGCAGACUGCUGAGAGUUCCAGUGGUUAAUAGAACAAGUUAUUGGAGAAGUCUCUUUACUAUGCGACUGAAGACCAACGAGUUCCAGUCUCUGUUUACAGAGGGACUGAAUGGACUAGCAGAACUGUUUGCGAAGCAGCAGUAUGAGCUGCGGAUAGCUGGCGGCGCUGUGCGGGACCUGCUGUCUGGGAAGCGGCCCGAGGAUGUGGACUUUGCCACCACAGCGACUCCAGAGGAGAUGAAGCUCAUGUUUCAAAACGCUGGGCUAAGGAUGAUCAACAAUAAAGGAGAGAAGCACGGCACCAUCACAGUUCGGCUGUUCAAUGAGAACUUUGAGGUGACCACUCUGAGAGUAGAUGUUCAGACAGACGGACGACAUGCGGAGGUGGAGUUCACCACCGACUGGCAGAAAGAUGCAGAGCGGAGAGACCUCACCAUCAACUCAAUGUUUUUAGGGCUUGAUGGAACAUUGUACGACUAUUUUAAGGGCUACGAAGACCUCCAGAACCAUAAAGUGCGGUUUGUUGGCAGCGCUGAACAGAGGAUCCAAGAGGACUACCUGAGGAUCCUGAGAUACUUUAGGUUCUACGGCCGAGUGUCUUUAAAGCCCGACGACCACGAGUCUGAGACGCUGGCUGCCAUCAGAGAACAUGGCCGCGGGCUGGCAGCUAUAUCCGGAGAGAGGAUCUGGAUGGAGCUGAAGAAGAUUGUGGUUGGAAAUCUCGCUGCUCAUCUGCUGGAGCUGAUCUACGAUCUGGACCUGGCUCGGUACAUCGGUUUACCCCCUGAUGGCGACGUUGAUGAGAUGAAGCGUGUGUGGCAGAACGCCAAAGACCUCUCUCCCAAGGCCAUGACCAUCCUGGCUGCUCUGUUCCACUCUACGGAGGAGGUGGAGAAGAUGGAUAUCCGACUGAAGGUGUCCCGGGAGGAGAAGACCCUGGCUCUGUUCCUGAUCAGACACAGACGGGAGCUCUGCAGGGAUCAGGAAGGAGCAGACGGCCUCAAACCGUUUACUGACUACAUUAUUGAUACCCGGGAGCUGGACUCUCAGAGCAAAGUGUGUGAGCUGCUGAAGUAUCAGGGAGAGGAGAAGCUGCUCUCAGAGCUCCACAGAUGGUCCAUCCCUCACUUCCCCAUCAGCGGCCAUGACCUCAGGAAGAUGGGAAUCGCCUCAGGAAAGGAGAUUGGUGUUGCUCUACAGAAGCUCCGUGAUGUCUGGAAGAAAAGCCGCUACCAGAUGGACAAAGAUGAACUUCUCAGCCAUGUGAAGCUUUAACGUGGUCAAAUAAAUCCACAAGCUUAGAGCUCCAUGUUGACUCAAACCACUGUUUCCAGUAAACCAUGAUUAGUCUUUAUUUGAUCAGACAGAAUUUGUGAAGAAAGUCAAGCAUUUAAAGAUGGAGGAACUAAAACAGAUGUGCUUUCAUGUGGAAGUAAAACGGCAGAUUUAACAGGAAGUGACUACAGAAGUGAGACGUGCACACUGAGAAUUCCAUUCCAGCUUUCAUCAUCUGAAGGCUACAUUUCAUCAAUUAUGUAAUGUAAGUAUAAGGACGGCCAUUUUCUACAACAUCUGGCUGACUUAAACGUGGUGGCAGCAUGUGUCUCCAUGCGGGUCAUUUCUAGAGGAGGAUCUGUUAAAACGGCUCAAACUGAACAGAACAAACAUUUAGGGCAUCAUCCAUGUAAUUAAUACCAAUUAUUUAGCUUUUAUUUUGAAAAGAGGAAAGUGAACGUUUGUUUCAUGUAACCAGUUAUGCAUAAUGAACUGAAUGUUUAUUAAAGUGUUGUUCUGGGCGUGCUUUGUCCACUC
This is a messenger RNA of Nothobranchius furzeri (turquoise killifish), 1947 nucleotides long. RefSeq names its product tRNA nucleotidyl transferase, CCA-adding, 1 (gene trnt1). Gene Ontology annotation, biological process: tRNA 3'-terminal CCA addition; mitochondrial tRNA 3'-end processing. The record is from RefSeq and is a predicted model, not a curated record. NCBI's taxonomy places the organism in Eukaryota, Metazoa, Chordata, Actinopteri, Cyprinodontiformes, Nothobranchiidae. Gene Ontology annotation, molecular function: nucleotidyltransferase activity; tRNA binding. Gene Ontology annotation, cellular component: mitochondrion.